CAUUUAUUAGUUAGACCCGUAUUAAGAAUGUUCAUAUUAUGUUAUGGUAUUAAUACACACGUAGAGUCAAUAAAUACAUUCCAUAAUUUGAUCAUUUUUAUUUUCACACGUCCAAGUCCAAAAACUCUCUUACGACAUGCCGGAGAUAUUGCGUUUGAUGGAUCUCACGGCCUCAUUCCUCAUGGCCGUUGUGUUUCUUGCAUCUCCGGUUAUGAUUGAUGCCGCACGUUCUCCAGUUGAAAAGCUCAGCGAGGAUCCCAUUAAGUGCACACUUUGUAUCCAAAAUCCACCGCCUCCACCGUCUCCUCCUCCUCCUUCUUGUCCCUCGCCGCCUCCACCAUCUCCGCCACCUCCUUCUUCACCACCGCCUCCAAAAAUGUCCUACUGCCCACCGCCACCAAAGCAGGAGGUCUACUUUUCGCCGCCGCCACCUCCCCCUUCUUACGUAUACGCGUCUCCACCGGGAGACUUGUACCCCGUUGACCAUGACUUCGGAGGAGCGGCUGCUGGAGAGAUGUUCACCACCGUUAUGCUGAUUGCGCUUCUAGUUAUCGGUUUCAUGGUUCUUUGAAAAUCAAGGAUUGUGGAAUGUCUCAAUUUUAUUGUUUUCAUGUAAUUUUAAUUUUGGAACUUUAGUCAAUUUUUUAAAAUGAAUAUUUGUUUCGGUUUAGCGUAAGGGUAAUGUUAUAGCUAGCUGCUUAUAAUCAACUCUUUAGUUACUCUCAUGAUAAUUGAUGGUUGAAUUGAUUUAAAUUUACAGUUAGGAUCCAAUCAUGUUCCCAUCGUUGUUAUUUGCAUACAAGUGUUAAUAGUAUAAUGAAUUGUAGUUAAGUAUUGUGACAAUUAAAUUUUACUGCCACACAAACGACUUAUAUAGUGUCUCCAUAACUGGAAACAUCAUUGGAGUGCAUAUGGUGCCUGUGCAGGAUCUCAACUAAUAUUUUCAUGAUACAGUAUAACAAACUAAUAGAAAGUGAGUUUGGAUUCCGCAAGUUUUAGUUAUAAGCUUAUGUAGACGGCGUCGCAGAUUAUAAAGUUGAAUAGUGUAAUCCCACUGCCUCUAUUCACCAUCAUCUGAGAUAUUGUUCUAUAUUUUGCGUUUCUUGUUAUGGGGUCCAAGUAAAUAUUUUACACCUGAAUUAACAUAAUAUCUCAAUAUUUGCCUAGUUAGAUACAAUAUAACAAGCUAGCACACUUGGACUUGCCUAGUACAUUGGACCACACAAGAUUCAAGAAACUUGGAUUGGUGAUUUUGAUUAUGAAAUUUGAUAAAUAACAAAGUCAUUAUGUUAUCUUGUUCGUAUGUUUAACAUUGGACCACACCUGAAUUAACAUUAUGUUUAAUCUGUUUUCGACAGUGCAGUUUUUAUCUUGUUCGUAUGUUCUAAAUCGUCGACUACAUCACUUCUCUCUUUGUCAAUGGUAACAUAAUAACAUUACCGCAAGUCCGAGGGAGUUCUAAUGCAAUUCUUGAAGAAUUGAUGAGAUUCAGGAAGACUUUCAAGAAUUGUCUUUGCAGUUGGGUUGUAUCUCUCAUCUUGUUCAAAGACCUCUAGCUCCUUAAGCUCCUUAGUGAUAAAAAAAAAAAGCAAAAACCAAUCCAAGAAAGUAUAUGUCAUUGGGAAUAACUUGUGGGUCAUUGGUAACAUAAAAAAAAGAAAGGAUAAUACUGCACAAAACUUGUGAAAAUUGUUAUAAACUUAAUCAUGUCAAAUCAAUGCUACAUUUUUUUCUACUGAAAAUUUGGUCACUUCGCAGAUUAAUCCUAUUACAUUUGUCAUCCGCAGAACAUCACAAACCAAACGUGUAAACAAGAUUAAAAUAAUCAAAUUGUUUUACAAGAGAUCAAUCAAUAGUGAU
Brassica napus (rape) is the source of this 1860-nucleotide messenger RNA. RefSeq names its product leucine-rich repeat extensin-like protein 6. Lineage: Eukaryota; Viridiplantae; Streptophyta; Magnoliopsida; Brassicales; Brassicaceae. The transcript has a single exon. The coding region runs from base 137 to 571 and encodes 144 amino acids. The record is from RefSeq and is a predicted model, not a curated record.